This is a messenger RNA of Exophiala bonariae, 747 nucleotides long. RefSeq names its product Eukaryotic translation initiation factor 6 (gene TIF6). The transcript has 3 exons. Lineage: Eukaryota; Fungi; Ascomycota; Eurotiomycetes; Chaetothyriales; Herpotrichiellaceae. Gene Ontology annotation, biological process: cytosolic ribosome assembly; ribosomal subunit export from nucleus; maturation of 5.8S rRNA. Bases 1 to 747 code for a protein of 248 amino acids. Gene Ontology annotation, cellular component: cytosol; nucleolus; preribosome, large subunit precursor. Gene Ontology annotation, molecular function: ribosomal large subunit binding. The record is from RefSeq and is a predicted model, not a curated record.
AUGGCGGUCCGAGCACAGUUCGAAAACUCCAACGAAGUCGGUGUCUUCGCAAAUCUCACCAACAGCUAUUGUCUCGUUGCCAUUGGCGCAUCAGAGAAUUUCUACUCAAUCUUCGAAUCCGAACUCGCAGACCUCAUCCCUAUCGCACACUGCACGAUUGCCGGUACAAGAAUCAUCGGACGAUUGACCGCAGGCAAUAAAAACGGCCUCCUAGUACCCACAUCCACCACAGAUCAAGAACUUCAGCAUCUGCGGAAUACGUUACCAGACAGCGUGAAAAUAGAACGGGUCGAGGAAAGGUUAUCAGCAUUAGGGAAUGUCGUUAUUGCCAAUGACCAUGUUGCCCUAGUCCACCCUGACCUCGAACGCGAGACCGAAGAAAUCAUCGCAGAUGCCCUUGGCGUCGAAGUCUUCAGACAAACAAUCGCCGGAAAUGUACUCACAGGUUCCUACAUGUCCCUCUCAAAUCACGGUGGAAUUGUACACCCCAAGACGAGUAUUCAGGAUCAAGACGAACUCAGCUCUCUACUACAGGUACCUUUAGUCGCUGGAAGCGUCAACCGUGGCAGCCCCGUGGUUGGUGCUGGUAUGGUCGUCAACGACUGGCUCGCCGUCACUGGAAUGGACACAACCGCAACAGAACUCAGCGUCAUUGAGAGUGUUUUCAGACUCGGUGAAGGUGGCCCUGGUGGUUUGGACGCCAGAAUGAAUGCCAACAAGGAGAGCAUUGUUGAGAGCUUCUACUAG